CCUCUCAUCAUUCACAAAAUAUUUUCCAUACUUUCCUCCAUAACAUUCUUUGUCACAAUUCUUUUACAAUAGAAAUUUUUUAAAACCAUACCAUAUUAUAACAAUAUAUAAUAUCAUGUCUAUCCAAAAGAUUAUUCUUCUCAUUAUUCUUUUUGUUCUAUCAAUUUCAACUUGUAGAAGUAAUAAUCUUGAAGAAUUUGGCCAUGACUGUCAAGCUUACCCUUCUUAUUUGGAAUCAUUUAUUGAAGGAAAUAAUAUUCAAAAUGAAAUAAGUCAUUAUUUCAAUAAUAUUAAGAUGGUUGAAAAUAAGGUUAAAUUGAUUGAUGUUAGUAGCUUUGGAGCUAAGGGUGAUGGAAAUACAGAUGAUACUAAGGCAUUUAAGCAAGCAUGGCAAGAUGCAUGUUCAUCUAACACACCUGUGAACUUUGUGGUUCAACAAAACAAGAAUUAUCUUCUCAAAAAUAUCCAUUUUUUAGGUCCAUGCAAAUCUUUCAUUUCAAUGCAGAUUUUUGGAACCUUAGAAGCAUCUGAUAAUAUGUCAGACUACAACAAUGAUAGAAGGCAUUGGAUUCUUUUUGAAAAUGUUGAAAAUUUAGUUGUUGGAGGAGGGGGAACUAUCAAUGGAAAUGGAAAUAUAUGGUGGCAAAAUUCUUGCAAAAUCAACAAAAAUCUGCCAUGCAAGGAUACACCCACGGCCUUAACUUUCUACAAUUGCAACAAGUUGAAAGUGAAGAACCUCAAGAUUAAAAAUGCACAACAAAUUCAUGUAUCAUUUGAGACAUGCACUAAUGUUGAAGCUUCAAAUUUGAUGAUCAAUUCUCCAGAAAAUAGCCCAAAUACUGAUGGAAUCCAUGUAGCAAAUACUCAUAAUAUUCAAAUAUCUAGCGCUACUAUUGGAACAGGUGAUGAUUGUAUUUCAAUUACUAGUGGAUCCCAAAAGGUGCAUGCCACAGAUAUUACUUGUGGUCCAGGUCAUGGUAUAAGUAUUGGAAGCUUAGGAUCUGGAAAUUCAGAAGCUCAUGUGUCUGAUAUUAAUGUAUAUGGAGCCAAAUUUUAUGGUACCACAAAUGGACUUAGGAUCAAGACUUGGCAGGGAGGAUCUGGAAGUGCUAGCAACAUUAAAUUUCAGCAUAUUGAUAUGGAAGGAGUGGAGAAUCCCAUAAUUAUAGACCAAAAUUAUUGUGAUCAAAAUGAUCCAUGUAAAGAUCAGAAUUCAGCAGUUAAAGUGAAAAAUGUGGUGUAUCAAAACAUCAAAGGCACAAGUGCAACAGAUGUGGCAAUUAAAUUUGAUUGUAGCAAGAAUUUUCCAUGUGAAGGAAUUACAAUGGAGAAUGUAAAUUUGGUAGGGGAAAAUGGAACUUCAAAGGCUAUUUGCAAAAAUGUCCAAUUCAGUUAUACUCAACAUGUUUCACCAUAUUGUCCUGCAGAAGAAAGUUUUCAAGAUUGGCUUUUGAAUUAUAUUAAUUCUUAAAUAGGGUAUAUUGAUAUUGGUAUUAAAUAAAAAAAUAAUAUUCUCUUAGGGGAUUUGUAUACUAGGUGUAUAUUUACAUAAUAAUACAAUAGAAUAAAUAAAGGAUAUUGUAUGUAGGAGUUUUAAUAUGAUCAUAGUAUUCUUUGUACAUGCAAAAUAAUCUAUGGUUGUAUAUAUAAUAAAUAAUAUCCUUUUGAUA
Molecule: messenger RNA, 1670 nt
Organism: Capsicum annuum
Lineage: Eukaryota; Viridiplantae; Streptophyta; Magnoliopsida; Solanales; Solanaceae
Product: polygalacturonase-2
Exons: 9
Coding region: 116-1471 (451 amino acids)
Biological process (GO): fruit dehiscence; anther dehiscence; pectin catabolic process
Molecular function (GO): polygalacturonase activity
Source: RefSeq, a predicted model, not a curated record